UGUAGAACAGAGCUCAACCCUGAACCAUAAGAGGCCUAAUAUGAACAUUUAUGAUUUAUUAUUGCUCGAUUGUACUAUUCAGGCUCAGCUAUAGCUAUUUUCACAUCUACUACAUCUUAGGCCUUGCGUGAAAGCGUGAAUGUGGAAAGAAAGACAAUAAAAAGAGAGGAAAGGCAAAAAAAAGAGAAACGCAGUAAGGUCAGUACUGAAGAAAGCGUUUCUUCCCUUAAGAUGGUGGCGUUGGUGAACAAUAAUGUCUGAUUCGCAGAUAUCAGGAUGUCAAAACCAGCAGAGGAUGAGAAGCCUGGGGCAGACUUUCCAGGGGAGAGCACAGACUCUGAGAGGAACAGUCCUGAUGCCAAUGAUCAGGUUCAGCCAAUGAAAACGAGUCCCUUCAGUCUUUCUCCUACCUUGAGCAGCAUCAAGAGUAAAAGUGAGGCAGUACCUGAGAUGAUCUCCACCCAUGUGCCGCCUCCUUCCCAGCAGCAGACGCCUCACCCUCACACACAACUCCUGUUGGCAGGGAGUCAGCUGGCAGGGCUGGCUGCCCUCUUGCCUGCGCAGCAGCAGCUGUUGCUUCAGCAGGCCCAGGCUCAGCUCCUGGCCGCCGCGGUGCAGCAGUCCAAUGCGGCUCACGCUGCUCAUGCCGCUCACGCAGCCGCCCAAGCCAAUCAGCAGCAGCAGCAACAACAGCUGACCAAACAGGAGCAAGCCCCGCCCCAGCUCACCCUCUCUCAGCCUAUCCAGCUCACCGCCCAGGAUAUCCAGCAGCUGUUGCAGCUGCAGCAGUUAGUCCUGAUGCCCGGCCACCACCUGCAGUCUCCUCAGUUCCUCCUGCCUCAGGCCCAGGGACAACAGGGGCAGCAGGGUUUGCUCUCGACACCUAAUUUAAUUCCGCUACCUCAACAUCAGCAAAGCCAGGGGAGUCUUCUAACUAUUCCACCCAGGCUGGGACUGCAAGCACAGCGUCGCCAUGGUGAUGGCCUCUCAUCUUUACAGAGGGACAAGAGCGGGGACGGCGGGGUGACCUCCGGGGCCUCGGCAGCCCCCAUGACCUCAGUGACCUCUGGCCCUCACGGCGAGGAGCCCAGUGACCUGGAGGAGCUGGAGCAGUUCGCUCGCACCUUCAAACAGAGACGCAUCAAACUGGGCUUCACACAGGGUGACGUAGGCAUGGCGAUGGGGAAACUGUAUGGGAAUGACUUCAGCCAGACCACCAUCUCUCGCUUCGAGGCCCUAAAUCUGAGCUUUAAGAACAUGUGCAAGCUCAAGCCUCUGCUUGAGAAGUGGCUAAACGAUGCGGAGACCAUGGCGAUAGACAGCAUGCUUCCCAGCCCGAACUCUCUCUCCUCCCCCAUGAUGGGGUUUGAGGGCAUGCCGGGGCGUCGCAGGAAGAAACGCACCAGCAUCGAGACCAACGUCCGCGUGGCCUUAGAGCGCAAUUUCAUCUUGAACCAGAAGCCUAACUCAGAGGAGAUUCUCCUGAUGGGCCAGCAGCUCAACAUGGAGAAGGAGGUGAUUCGGGUCUGGUUCUGCAACCGGCGCCAGAAAGAGAAGCGCAUCAACCCUUGCAGUGCCACCCCUCCCCUGCACAGCCAGCCCCCUUCCAUGACGCACAAAACCCCCUGCUACAGCCCGCACAUGGUGUCCAGUCAGGGGCUGCACCAGGCUGCCACCAGCCUCAGCACAACAGUGACCAGUCCAUUACCCUCGGUGACCUGCCCUCUGACCCCCUGUGGCUCUGCAGCCACCAGCUCCACCCCCUCCUCUAGGACUCCGCCUCCACACAGCACAGCCAGCCCCGCUCCUUCCACCCUCAGUACCCACAGCCUGAACGCUGGCUCUGGCUGCCAGUGGUGGGCAGCUGCCCAUUUCCAGUCUUGAGGCCGGAGGUCAGAUGAUCCUGGGCGGGGCGGGGGUUCGCCCCUCCCUAUUCCUCAACCGCCACACCCUCCUGCCUAUGGCGUCCCACCAAGUCGGCGUGGGUUUGGUCGGCGGUCCCAGGGGAGCCUCUCCACCCCCCGGCGCCAGUGGGAUGGACGUCGACUCCUGCUCCGCCUCUCCCUGCUCCAGCCCCGCCUCCUUCGGCUCGUUCAGCGAAGCCUCACCGCCGCCGCUUGACGGGGCCAUGGCCGAGUGACGACGACACAACCCAAAGGAUCCUAUCAGAAGGAGGAGGAGGAGUUUUAGUGGAGCUUUACAGAAACACCUCACCUUUCAACCAAAGCCAUCUCUCUCUCCCUCCAUUUGUUGUCUCCGCUCUCUCUCCCGGAGUCUUUCAAAGCCAAAAAAAAUACACAGAUUGAAAGAGGAAGAAGAGAGCGAGGAAGAAUGGAGAGGAGGAGAGAACAGGAGAACGGUGGAGAUUUAAACCAAAAAAUAUAUAUAUCUAUACAGUUGGAGAGGUGGCAUUGUGGAACACAGUGAAUGCUAAUGUACAUUUACUCCUUUCUCUGGAAAAGAAGAAAUGAGCUGAAAAACCUGAUGAAAAAGAGGGCAGGGAUGAGAACUGAACUAAGACAGAGAGAGAUGGGUGGCAAGGACAGGAAAAGAAGGAAAGAAAAGACUUUCAACAAGCUUCAGCAGAUGGAUGGAAAGAACCACGUUUUUAAAAAACCUACAGGGGAAAAACACACAAAGACAAAAAUGACAAACAUGCCACAAUCUCCAAAACCGAAAUACCAAAAACUGAAACCAAAAAAACGGAGAGAAAAGCUUUACUUAAAAGACUUAUGAUUCUGAUCUGUCCAGGAUCAGCACAUCAACCACACUUAACAAGGCCAAAAACAUGUAUCAUUUCAUCAUAAUAUAUCAUUUUAAAGUUUUGUUUUCAACACCUUUACAACGCUUAUUUUUAGUAUUUUAUAUGAUUUGAACUUUGGGUUAUGUCAUAGCAAAUGAUUUGAUAUAGAUAUCUUAGUAGUGUCAGUCCUCCCACAUAUCUCUACCUACCUCUCUAGUGGCUCUACAGUUUUAACCUAGUUACAGUAUUAAACUGUGUUGUGGAUUUAGCAGUCACCUCAGACUAAUAACAAUUAGUAACUUUCCAACUUAUUUUGUGGUUUAUUUUCUUAUUUCUUAUUUUUCUAAUGAUCAUCGUAAUUAUCAUCAUCAUCAUUAGGGUUAUUAUCUUCAAUAUUUGUUUAAUAUGAUGAGAUAUUUUUCUUUUUCUAGGCAGGUCAGUUAAGAACAACAUCUUAUUUACAAUGACGGCCUACCCCGACCAAACCCGGAUGACGCUUGGCCAAUUGUGCGCCGCCCUAUGGGACUCCCAAUCACGGCCGGUUGUGAUACAGCCUGGAUAUUAUUGCCUCCUUUGUUUCAUAACUUAUUUUAUACAGUGGAUUCAAAUUAUUGACACCCUUGAUAAAGAUGAGCAAUAAUGACUCUGUAAAAUUAAUUACUAAAAUACUGGGCUAUAUUGUAUGCCAAAAAAAAUGGGAAGUUAUGUUAUACGAAUAAUUGCUCAGAGAAAGAGAUUCUGUUUAACUAGCAAUACAAAAAAAUACAAAUAAAGAUAGGGGUCAAAAUUAUUGGCACCCCUGUUUUCAAUACUCCAGCAUCCUCCCCUUGUGAGGAUGAGGACGCUGAGCCUUUUUCUAAAAUGUUUUAUGAUAUUGGAGAACACGUUGGGAGGGAUCUUUGACCAUUUCUCCAUACAGAAUCUCUCCAGAUCCUUGAUAUAAUUUGUCUGCGCUUAUGGCCUUCCAUCUUCAAUUCAAACCACAGGUUUUCAAUGGGGUUCAAGUCUGGAGACUGAGAUGGCCAUAGCAAAAUGUUGAUGUGUGGUCAAUGAACCAUUUCUUUAUGGAUUUUGAUUAGUGGUUGGGGUUAUUGUCUUGCUGGAAUAGUCCCAUAACAUCAAUGAUCCACCACCCUAUUUUACCAUAUGAGGAAUGUUUUCAACACUGGUGUGCGUGGCCAAAGAGAUUCAUUUUCAUGUUAUCUGAAUAUAGAGCUCUUUGGCCAAGCACACCAGUGGUGGGUUUGGUGUUGAAAAACCGAAGCAUAUGCGUAAAAGUACCUCAUACCAAUGGUAAAAUAUGGUGGUGGAUCUUUGAUGUUAUGGGACUAUUUUGCUUCCACUGGUCCUGGGGCCCUUGUUUUAAGGUCAACGGCAUCAUGAACUUUACCAAGUACCAGGGCAUUUUAACCGAAAACCCGGUUGCCUCUGCCAGGAGGCUGUCACUUGGCAGCAAGUGGAACUUCCAGCAAGACAAUAACCCCAAGCGCUAAUCAAAAUCCACAUAGAAAUGGUUAAUUGACCACAAAAUCAACAUUUUGCAAUGGCCAUCUCAGUCUCCGGACUUGAAUCCCAUUGAAAAAUUGUUGUUUGAAGGCUCAGUGUAGUUAUCCUCGCAAGGGGAGGGUGCUAGAGUAUUUUAAACAUUAAUUCUGACCACUAUCUUUUUUAGAUUGUCUUUUAUUACAUGUUAAAAAAUAUUUAUUUCUCUGAGAAAUUGUAAAAUAUAAUUUCUCCAGGUUUAAAAAAAAUAUUUAAAAAAUAGCUUAGUAUUUUUAUAAUUUAUUUUAUACCGUUGUUUUAAUCACCUUUAUCAAGGGUGCCAAUAAGGAUGGACCUGACUGUAUAUGAACACCAAAAUGUACUCUACUGCCUGUUGCUUCAAGCACACACACACACACACACACACACACACACACACACACACACACACACACACACACACACACUACACUAGAAUGUAUUGAGAUGUUGAACUAAAAUAGUCCUUUAUGCCUUUCAUUAUAUUUGUUUGCCUGUUUUUUUAUAUACACUUAUCGUUCAAAAGUUUGGGGUCACUUUGAAAUGUCCUUGUUUUUGAAAGAAAAGCUAUUUUUGUCUAUUAAAAUAACAUCAAAUUGAUCAGAAAUUCAGUGUAGGCAUUGUUAAUGUUGUAAAUGACUAUUGUAGUAGGAAACGGCAGAUUUUUAAUGGAAUAUCUACAUAGGCGUACAGAGGCCCAUUAUCAGCAACCUUCACUCCAGUGUUCCAAUCGCACCUUGUGUUAGCUAAUCCAAGUUUUUCAUUUUUAAAGGCUGAUUGGUCAUUAGAAAACCCUUUUGCAAUUAUGUUAGCACUGCUGAAAACUUGUUUUGAUUUAAUAAUAAAACGGGCCUUCUUUAGACUAGUUGAGUAUCUGGAGCAUCGGCAUUUGUGGGUUCGAUUACAGGCUCAAAAUGGCCAGAAACAAAGCACUUUCUUCUGAAACUCAUCAGUCAAUUCUUGUUCUGAGAAAUGAAGGCUAUUCCAUGCAAGAAAUUGCCAAGAAACUGAAAAUUUAGUACUACGCUGUAUACUACUGUGUAUGACUACUUCUAAUCAAUUUGAUGUUAAUUUAAUGGAUAAAUCAUUUGCUUUUCUUUCAAAAACAACGAAAUUUCUAAGUGACCCCAAACUUUUGAACGGUAGUGUAUAUAAUUUCCAUAUAAUUCCACCAACUUCAUAUCAUUCACUUCCAGUCAGUCACUCUUGGAUACCAAAGCAUUGUUUCUCCCGACUGGAAGAGCCGGGAAACAAGUGUUCAGACAGAAACCUCAGCAGUGUCAAAAACCAAACAUCCAAUAACAGGACGACUCCACACCAAAGAAAAAGUGACAGCGUCCCUCCCAGUCCCCAACCCCCUGCCCUCCAUCCCUUCUGUCCCUCUCCUUUGCCUCGAAAGAUGGAGUGAAAGGGCCAAAAAAGAAGAGAAGAAAACAAGAAGACUACCCAGAGAAGUCAAAGGCAAAAAAAGGAUCUGUUGAAAACGGAGGAGAAAGCUGGAACGGAGGACCCAAACCAAAAAAGAACCUAACCAAAACCUCCGUAUGAGCAACUAAACUGAACAGAUAAGAAACCAAAAACCAAAUACAACACGUUGUAGACAAAGAGGAGGAGGAAGAGAGAGGGAGGGGUCAAGCCCUGUCUGUCUGUCACAGUCUGAGACAGAGGCUUUCCCUCUCAUUCUCUCCUCCCUCCUCCAUUUGUGACCUCCUUUGUUCACCCUUUUCCUGGACGGAAUAGCUAAUGACCUCGUGGAACUGAACUUUAAAAUAUAUAUUUUUUGCUUUUCAUGGUCUGUCUGUCGAUUGCUGUAAUGACUUUGUCUCAUUGCUUUCUACUUGACUGGGUAAUUUUUUGCCUAUUUUCAUAUCUUGUCUGGGUUAUUUUUUGUUGUUGUGCUUUUUUCAUUAGGUGGUUGGAAAGAAUACUGUGAAAAUGUAGCUUCCAAAUCUUUCUUUGAUCAAGAAUGUCGUGAAAAAGCCAAAACUGAAUACCAAAAGCGAAACUUUUUGACACAGACAUACCAAAUACCAACCAAACCAAUGCACAAUUGUCAGAGAGGAACAGUUGGAUAACUGUGUUUGUGCUAGGUUUUCUGGAUAGAUGUAUAGAAAGACUGGUAGAGCAAGAAAGGUACUGUGCGAGCGUGUGCAUUCAGGCAUGCUUCCAUACAUGAUUGCCCGUAUACCUGUGUGUGAGAUAUGGAUGGUGUGUAUGUGACAGGAGAGGAAACGUGAGAUCGAAUUAGUGUGUGGAAAGAUUUAUUCUCUUGCAUAUUAACCAACCCAUAAAGAUUCAGUACACACUGUUCUGUCUAGUGUACCACAGAAUAGUGUUUGAUAAAGGCAUGGAACUUCACGAGUGAAAUGAAGCAUACUUGGGCACAUAUAGGCAGAUAUUAAAGGCAACCAAUGAUAAUAUUGUGGGCAGGGGUGGGCGGAAAUCAACUGAAAACCAGUUGACAGACACUUUUAGAGGGGAUGUAUCUGUUAGUGCUUCAAUAGAUUUUGUAGGAAAAAAUAUAUAUGUUCUACUGCUUAUUUAUUGCUAAUGUAUAAAAGGCUGUGAAGUGAUCCUUGAUACAAAUGUUGAUGAUAACAAUGACUUGAUUUUAGACCAAAAGCUUUAAACUAUCUCUCUGGGGAUCUUUGUUUGAAGAUGUGUAUUUAUUCAUGUUCAGGGGAGGAUACAUUUCUUUGCAAAUGAUUUGUACGUUAUGAACUCUCACCUGUUUAUUUAUUGAUUCAUUCGUUUAUGUAAUUUAUUUGUUCUAUUUCUGGAUUGGGACCUUUGAGGUUCUAUUUUGGAGAGAGGUGAUCUUGAGAUUAAGACAAGAAGACAAAAUGCUUUAAAACACAAAGAAAAAGGCAGAGCUUUAAAACAAAAACUGAAACCAAAUGUAAAGACUGUGGGUGUCAUCUCAUUGCCCAUGUCAACUGAUUAAAACCCUAACCUAACGGAGAGGGAGAGCCUAUCAAACUGAUCCAUGAAAUGGGUACAUUUUAGAGUUACAGUGGCCCCUGAAUUUUCUCCUUUCUCUUUUCUGCUUACACCUGUGAGUGUCAAUAGGAGUUCAGACACAUCUAGAUGCCUCUAGAUGUUCACACUUUCUCCAGCUCGCCCUUUCUCUCUCUCGCUGUCUGGUCCCGUCUUUCAUUUCAAGGCGAGGGCGACGUCAUAUAUACCUCGUAUUCUUUGAUGAAAAACCAAAUAGACAGAAGCUUUAAUAAGACGUGUGACCCUGGUCGUCUUGGCUCAGGAGAGGGAUACAAGAAGUGGCCUGGCUAUUGAGUUUGAUGAACAAAGCCUUUAGAACACUUUUUAUUUUUAAACGGUAAAAAAAAGAGGUUUGUAAGCAGUUUCCUCUGUUUUAUAGGUCACUCCUCAGAAGUAGAUGCACCACUCCUCUCUCCUUCAGUGGGUCUUUGAUUUCUGUUGACAAUGUUGUGAGGGUACUGGAGGUGUUUAUGGCAAUGUUUCUUCUGAGAAGGUGUGUGUGGGAUAUUAACAUGAUGCUAAUACUGUACAGUAUGUGUGCCUGUGUAGGGCUCUCCUGUGGUGGACCGAGAAUGAUACCAAAGUCAAACCACCACAGUGAGACCACACACACAAAACACUCACACACACAGUUAAUCCAUGUGUAUAUAAACAUUCAGGAGUCUUCAUAAAGACUGUAAAUGCUACAUAAUGGUGUUUAUUACCCUUCAUUGACAUCAAAAGACAUACUACUGUCUUCAAGAGCACUUAAUGCUAUGAAGCAAUGCGCCUUGAAUUGUGACCAUUUUAUACUGUAGUUAUAAGUGGCUAUGAAUGUUUGUUUUAUGUGCUUAUUAAGAAUAUCCUCAAUUUAUAGGUCUCCAUGAACUAAGAUAUUUCUUUGGCCUUGAGAAGACAUAUGUCUGACCGUCACAUCAAAUCAAAGUGGAUAUAGUAAAAGAGAGAACAAACAGUGAAUUUGGCACAUUUUUUGUUUAUUUUUUAAACAUAUUUUUUUCUACAGUACAGCUUAAAUCCAAAGGUAAUUUCAUUAGUACGGCAAAGAAAGAUUUUACUAAUGAAAACCUCAAUAGUGAAAACCAAAGAACUCCACCAACCUUUUUACACAUAAAAAAUUCCCAUUUUUCUUUUUUGAUGGUAAAAACUCAAAAAGUUCUCUUUAAUACAAUGUUUGAUGAUGAUGAUAACUAUGAUGCUGAUGAUGAUAACUAAAACACUGCUCUCUAACUUUGUAUCUGUUACGACCCAUUUCAUUUCUGUUUGUGAGUAACCUGCUUUUACCUCAAGUUUCUCUCUGAGUUAGUAACCCGUUUUUAAAUUUUUGUUCCCAACUGUUAGCCUGUCCCUUAUUUAUCGCUAUGGGUGUGCCUGUUGUUUGGGGGGGAGGGGGACAAAUGAAACAGUAAGUGUUAGGAAUAAAGUGCGAAU
Oncorhynchus keta (chum salmon) is the source of this 8689-nucleotide messenger RNA. RefSeq names its product POU domain, class 2, transcription factor 2-like. The record is from RefSeq and is a predicted model, not a curated record. The transcript has 14 exons. Gene Ontology annotation, biological process: regulation of transcription by RNA polymerase II. NCBI's taxonomy places the organism in Eukaryota, Metazoa, Chordata, Actinopteri, Salmoniformes, Salmonidae. Gene Ontology annotation, molecular function: RNA polymerase II cis-regulatory region sequence-specific DNA binding; DNA-binding transcription factor activity, RNA polymerase II-specific. Gene Ontology annotation, cellular component: nucleus. The coding region runs from base 277 to 1884 and encodes 535 amino acids.